AUGAAAAGGGUUAGAGAAGAGGUUUACGUUGAAGCUCAGAUACGAGGUCCUACAGUUUCUUCUCGAGGAGAAACAAAUGGUAAGCCUCUAACGAUUGGUGGAGGAGCAAGUAUGAGAGGGCUAACAACAGGUGAUGCCUUAAGCUAUCUCAAAGCUGUCAAGGAUAUGUUUCAAGACAAGAAAGAUAAGUAUGACACUUUCCUUGAAGUCAUGAAAGACUUUAAAGCUCAGAGAGUUGACACUAAUGGCGUAAUAGCAAGAGUAAAAGAUUUGUUCAAGGGCUAUGAUGACUUACUUUUGGGUUUUAAUACCUUCUUGCCCAAAGGGUACAAAAUAACCUUGCCUGAGGAUGAGAAACCUAAGAAGCCAGUGGAUUUCGGAGAAGCAAUCGAAUUUGUCAACAAGAUCAAGGCGCGAUUUGGGGGUGAUGACCGUGCAUAUAAAAGAUUUCUAGACAUAUUGAACAUGUAUAGAAAGGAAAGCAAGUCCAUCUCCGAUGUCUAUAAAGAGGUAACUCUGUUGUUCCAGGACCAUGAAGAUCUGCUUGUGGAGUUUGUUCAUUUCUUACCUGAUAAUUCCGGAUCAGGCUCUGUUUAUUAUCCUCUUUCCGGGAGGAAUGCAGUACCGAGUGAUAAAAAUUCUCCAGUUCAUGCCAUGCAUCCAAAGCGUUUUGAGAAGAAAAUAAAACUACGGGGUAGGCAUGAUGAGUGUACUGAACACUUCGAUCAAUGGGAAGAUGGUGAUGAGAACCUUGUGGCUUGUUCUGCCGAAUCCCUGGUUAAUCAAGGUCAAUGGCCGGGAUACCUGAAAGUAGAGGACAACGAGGGGAUUCACGAUUAUGAAAACAACGGGGGUCAUGAGAGAGAUCCAGAAAAUGAUAGAACUGCAGCUUUUGGUAGUAAAGACUUCGGAAGUCAGAAAAAUCUACUAUCUACUACCAAUCAUAUGGCAAAGGCUAUAAAUGAACUUGAUCUUGCUGACUGUACAAAAUGUUCACCAAGUUAUCGUCUCUUGCCAGAGGAUUAUCCCAUUCAGAUUCCAAGUUACAGAAAUAUACUAGGUGAAAAGGUACUUAAUGAUCAUUGGGUAUCUGUCACAUCGGGGAGUGAGGAUUACUCGUUCAAACACAUGCGCAAAAAUCAGUAUGAAGAAAGCUUGUUUCGAUGUGAAGACGACAGGUUUGAAUUGGACAUGUUAUUAGAGUCUGUGAAUGCAGCCAUUAAGCGUGUGGAAAGUCUCCUGGAAAAGAUUAACAACAACACAAUCUCUAUAGAGACACCAAUUUGUAUCAAAGAACAUUUAUCAGAGCUGAACCUAAGAUGCAUUGAGCGGUUGUAUGGGGAUUAUGGGCUUGAUGUCAUGGAUUUUCUGAAGAAGAAUUCUCAUAUCGCCUUACCGGUCAUACUAACACGCUUGAAGCAGAAACAAGAAGAAUGGGCUAGGUGUCGCUCUGAUUUCAGGAAAGUAUGGGCUGAAGUAUAUGCUAAGAAUCAUCACAAAUCACUAGAUCAUCGUAGUUUUUAUUUCAAGCAGCAGGACUCUAAGAAUUUGAGCACUAAAGGUUUAGUUUCAGAAAUAAAAGAUAUCAGCGAGAGAAAGCAUAAAGAAGAUCCGCUUCAUGCCAUUGCUGUUGGAACUAGGCCCUCUUUCACCCCUGAUGUGGAGUUUAGUUAUUCUGAUCCACAAGUUCAUACUGACCUAUAUCAACUAAUCAAGUAUUACUGUGAAGAAAUAUGUGCUACUGAACAGUCGGAUAAAGUUAUGAAGCUGUGGGUAACCUUUUUGGAGCCCAUGUUUGGCGUUCCUUCGAGGUCUCAAACUAACGAGACAAUGAAAGAUGUUACAAAGUUCAAAGAGAACCAAGAAGAGGAUGAUGCAUGUGAGGCAGUGAAGGACACCACCACCUGUGACGGUUCUCUUGCCUCAGACCGUAAACCUCUAAUACUUCCAGAAACGCCAAACGAAGAAAACCAAGCAGUACAAGGAAGCUCUUUUGCUCAAGAUAUCCCGGUCAAUACUCGAGAAAUUAAUAAGCAAGAUAAACUGCAUGAUGGUGCAGCUAUGACUAAUGAGGAUAGUCAGCCUUCCAAACUGGUGUUACCCAGAAAUGAUUUGAUAAUGGAGGGUGUAGAGAAUAAUAGUAAAGUUAGUGAUGUAUCAAUGGUAGAACAUAAGGUGGAGCGAGAAGAGGGUGAAUUAUCUCCCACCGAAAGUUUUGAGCAAGACAAUUUUGAGGCUUAUGGAGAAAAUGGCCUCGAGCCUGUGCAGAAACUGCCAGACAAUGUAGUAAGUGAUAAAGACGGAGAACACCAAGAGGGAGCAUGUUGUACUGAAGCUGGAGCAAAGAGCAAUGCACCACUUGAAGAUGAUGGAAAUAAAGAUAGUCGAAAGUUAUCAGAAGCGGAUGAAAAUGUCUCUAAAGUUAUUGCCUCAGAAAGAAAGUUUGGUGGCCAAGUUUCUUCCGAUGAAGAGCACAAAGGAACCAUAAACUGUGAUCAGCGUGAUAGUCUAGCUGAGAGUGAAAACGAGGCUGAAGAUGGAUCCUUUAUCACAUUUUCAAAACGGUAUCUGCAGCCUGUAAAGCCCCUUGCAAAGCAUGUGCCUGGGACACUGCAAGUUAGUGAGAGCGACUCCCGGAAUGAUUCUCGAGUUUUCUAUGGGAAUGAUUCAUUUUAUGUGCUUUUUAGACUUCAUCAAAUGUUGUACGAGAGAAUACAAUCAGCAAAGAUACAUUCAGAGAGGAAAUGGAAAGCUCCAGAUAACACAUCUACUGAUUCUUAUACCAGGUUCAUGGAUGCCCUGUAUAAUUUACUUGAUGGCUCAAGCGAUAAUACAAAGUUUGAAGAUGAAUGCCGAGCUAUUAUUGGAGCACAAUCAUAUGUUCUCUUCACAUUGGACAAGCUAGUUCAGAAGUUUGUUAAGCAUCUUCAUGCAGUUGCAGCUGAUGACACAGACACCAAGCUUCUGCAACUAUAUGCAUACGAGAACUACAGAAAACCGGGAAGAUUCUUUGAUAUUGUUUACCAUGAGAAUGCCAGAGCCCUUCUCCAUGAUCAGAACAUAUACCGGAUUGAAUAUUCAUCUGCCCAAACCCGUCUCUCGAUUCAACUUAUGAACAACGGGAACGAUCAGCCUGAAGUUACAGCUGUGACAGUGGAACCAGGUUUUGCAAAUUAUCUGCAGAAUGACUUUCUUUCGUUGGUUCCUGAUGAAGAGAGGCCCGGACUAUUUCUGAAGAGGAACAAAGCAAAAUUAAGCGGUCCAGAUGAAUCUUCAGGGGUAUCCCGUGCUAUGCAAGGAUUAAAAAUAAUUAACGAGGUCGAAUGUAAGAUGGCUUGCAGUUCUUCCAAGGUCAAGUAUGAACAAUACACAGCAGAUCUUUUGUAUAGAAGCAAGCAGAAGAAACAAAAGCUGAAUCCAAAUGGACUUGACAAUGCUAAAACUUCUGGUAGCAGUGAAAUCUCGAGAAAGAGAAGAAUAUCGCGUUUUCACGCAAGUCUCAACCGCAGACUUGUUGCUUUGCCUUAA
Molecule: messenger RNA, 3528 nt
Organism: Arabis nemorensis
Lineage: Eukaryota; Viridiplantae; Streptophyta; Magnoliopsida; Brassicales; Brassicaceae
Source: the annotation of a GenBank genome assembly